AGCAUGUAGUUUAGUGGCGUACACAGAGAGCAAAACGGUCGUGCUUUUUCGAGUCUCUCGGUUUAUCUACGUUUCAUUUGUCAAAGGUUUGAAUAAGCAACGUUGUUUCCAUCGGUGGACAUGUCAGUGGAAGGUGAAUUUUUUCUGUCUGUCACGGGCUCCAUCGAGCACGCUGAAUUCUAUGAUGUCAACAAUGCGUACUGCAAGUACGGCUUUCAUUUUGGGCCGGAAUGGAGCGUGGUCGCGGGAAUUGAGGAGGGUUUGACACAAAUGUGCAAGUGCAGCAAUGAUCCGAGGAAUAUCGCCGUUUGGAAUUUUCCCCUGGAUAUUACGUUCAAAAGCACUAAUCCACACGGAUGGCCGCAGCUUAUCAUGUCAAUCUACGGAUUGGACUUUUUCGGCCAUGAUGUCAUCAGGGGAUAUGGAGUGUGUCAUUUGCCGCUGGAAACGGGACAUCACGAGAAAAGGGUGUCAGUUUACGUACCGGAAUCGUCGUCUACUCUGCAGCAUCUCGUGGCGUGGUUAACCGGCAGAAGACCUGAAUUAAUUGAUCCCGCUAUAUUGGCAUCCGGUGGUGGCAGAGAACUUACACGUAUGAGGGUCGAGGGAGUCGUCACCGUAACAUUCAACGUCGUUUUGAAGGACUUUUUCAAGUUGGGCUACGAUAAUGGCGAGAAACGAAAGGCGCGAUAACGCAGGCGUAAUCCCUCUCAGCUUGCGGAACAUUAUCUGGCUGAAGGAUCAUCCAAACAAAGGAUUUGCGUU
Molecule: messenger RNA, 765 nt
Organism: Harpegnathos saltator (Jerdon's jumping ant)
Lineage: Eukaryota; Metazoa; Arthropoda; Insecta; Hymenoptera; Formicidae
Product: B9 domain-containing protein 1
Exons: 5
Coding region: 121-693 (190 amino acids)
Biological process (GO): cilium assembly
Cellular component (GO): MKS complex
Source: RefSeq, a predicted model, not a curated record